AUGGACAAAAGUUGGAUAAAUCUUUCAACUAGGGCAAAUGAUGAAUAUAUAAAUGGGGUUGUUAGUUUUCUAGACUUUGCAUUUGCGCAUUCAGCUAAAGAUGGAAAAUUUUUUUGCCCUUGUACCAAAUGUGUAAACACAUAUCAUGUGUCAAGAUCUGAGGCAUUUGAUCAUAUAAUAUGCGAAGGCUUUUUGAAGGGCUAUGUUCAAUGGAUUUUUCAUGGAGAAUCAUCUGGUGCAUAUACUUCCACAUCUAAAAGUAAUGAAGAGGAAGAAGAUUUACAUCAUGGCAUGCAUACCUUAUUGAAUGAUGCUUUUGGAAUGGAUGUGGACAUGGAAGAAAGAACAGAUGAGCUUGAUGAUGUUAACAGAAGAAGUUUUGGUGAUAACCAAUUUUAUUCUCUGAUUAAAGAGGCCGAGGAGAGCUUGUACUCAACUUGUACUACCUUCACAAAGCUAUCCUUUAUGCAUUGGGAUUGGGUUACAAAAAAAGUUCAUGCUUGUCCUAAUGAUUGCAUGUUGUUUUGGAAAAAUAAGGAACAUGAAGAUAUUUGUUCGAAAUGUGGAGCUUCUAGGUGGAAAGAACAUGCAAAUAUUGUGGAAGAUGAUUCAUCCAUUUCUACCAAGAAAAAGAAGCCUGUCAAGAUUUUACGUUGGUUUCCUUUGAAACCAAGAUUGCAGAGGUUAUUUAUGUCUUCAAAAACAGCAACUUUUAUGAAGUGGCACGAGGAAGGUCGUACUAAAGAUGGAAACUUGAGGCAUCCAGCAGAUUCAAAGUGUUGGAAAAAUUUAGAUGCUCGCUAUCCUGAUUUUUCCUCUAACACACGCAAUAUUCGUCUCGGUUUAGCUUCUGAUGGAUUUAACCCAUUCAAGACUAUGAAUGUAACACAUAGCACUUGGCCUAUUAUUUUGAUACCUUAUAAUUUGCCUCCUUGGAUGUGUAUGAAACAACCUAACUUCAUACUUUCCUUACUUAUUCCUGGUCCAAAAGAUCCUGGAAAUAAUAUUGAUGUUUAUAUGGAGCCAUUGAUUGAGGAGCUAAAAGAGUUAUGGGAAGAUGGAAUUGAAACAUUUGAUGUCUCUAUGAAUGAAACAUUUCGAAUGCGAGCUGCAAUAUUGUGGACUAUUAAUGACUUCCCUGCAUAUGCUAACUUGUCUGGUUGGAGUACGAAAUGGGCAUAUGCAUGUCCUAUCUGUGGUUAUGACACUGCUUCAAGAUGGUUCCUUCUUGUACUUAAAUUUUUUGUCCGUAAUAGAGCUCAUCUUGAAGGUUCAAUUGCUGAAGGGUAUUUAGCACAAGAGUUCUUGACAUUUUGUUCAUGGUACUUAAUAGGAGUGGCGACGAAAUUUAAUUGA
Messenger RNA from Dioscorea cayenensis subsp. rotundata (Guinea yam), 1356 nucleotides. RefSeq lists its product as uncharacterized. Lineage: Eukaryota; Viridiplantae; Streptophyta; Magnoliopsida; Dioscoreales; Dioscoreaceae. The transcript is spliced from 3 exons. The coding region runs from base 1 to 1356 and encodes 451 amino acids. The record is from RefSeq and is a predicted model, not a curated record.